Messenger RNA from Talpa occidentalis (Iberian mole), 1857 nucleotides. It is a transcript of the gene SUPT7L, whose product is annotated as SPT7 like, STAGA complex subunit gamma. The transcript has 6 exons. Bases 559 to 1797 code for a protein of 412 amino acids. The record is from RefSeq and is a predicted model, not a curated record. Gene Ontology annotation, molecular function: transcription coactivator activity; protein heterodimerization activity. Lineage: Eukaryota; Metazoa; Chordata; Mammalia; Eulipotyphla; Talpidae. Gene Ontology annotation, cellular component: SAGA complex.
CGCUUCCGGCAGCCUGGGGCCGCUAGUGGACAAACUAGCCUUCCGAGCGGGUCGCGUUCCUCGUUCUGGGCCUGUCGGUGCCGUGUGGACAUCCAGCCCCGCUCCGACCCCGCUGCAGUGAAAGGCGGCGCCUCCCUGCCUGGGCGGAGGUCGGACCGCCCCGUGCGCCGCGGCCUGGGCUGCGGACGGCCCCGGGAGCCUGUGGUUGGCGCCCGUGCCUGCUGGCGGGAACCGAGGCGCCCUGCGGGACUCGGACAUCUUAGACUUGAUGCCUGUUCUUCGUGCUCCUUUCGUACCUGGCAGUCAGUAAAUGUUUGUUGAACUUGAAGACAUAUGGGCAAUGAAUCUGGAAAGGGAGAACAUCUUUGACUCUACAGUGUUGCUGACUCUGACAUUUUCCUAGGUGAUCUUGAACAGCCUACUUCUAUAUAAAUAAAUAGCUAGACUUCAUAUUUUUCACUGCAGAUGCUUAUAACUUACAAUUGCCAGAGACCUAGAAAUACUACGUGAGGCUAUCAUCUACAUUUAACGUGAAAGCGCUUCCUUUCUUAUUCUAAAAUGCUGAGAUACUGGGGAGAGAUACCAAUCUCAUCAAGCCAGACCAACAGAAGUUCCUUUGACUUGCUCCCACGGGAGUUCCGUCUGGUGGAAGUCCAUGACCCACCCUUGCACCAACCCUCGGCCAGCAAGUCCAAGCCCCCCACUAUGUUGGACAUCCCCUCAGAGCCAUGCAGCCUAACCAUCCAUACCAUUCAACUGAUCCAGCACAACCGACGUUUGCGUAGCCUCAUUGCCACUGCUCAGGCCCAGAAUCAGCAGCAGACAGAAGGUGUAAAGACUGAAGAGAGUGAACCUCUUCCCUCCUGUCCUGGGUCACCUCCUCUUCCUGAUGAUCUCCUGCCUUUCGAUUGCAAGAAUCCCAAUGCACCAUUCCAAAUUCGGCACAGUGACCCAGAGAGUGACUUUUAUCGUGGAAAAGGGGAACCUGUGACUGAACUCAGCUGGCACUCCUGCCGGCAGCUCCUCUACCAGGCAGUGGCCACAGUCCUGGCCCAUGCAGGCUUUGAGUGUGCUAAUGAAAGUGUCCUGGAGACCCUAACUGACGUGACACACGAGUACUGCCUUAAAUUCACCAAGUUGCUGCGCUUUGCUGUGGAUCGGGAGGCCCAGCUGGGGCAGACUCCUUUCCCUGACAUCAUGGAGCAGGUAUUCCAUGAAGUGGGCAUUGGCAGUGUGCUCUCCCUGCAGAAAUUCUGGCAGCACCGCAUCAAGGACUACCACAGCUACAUGCUACAGAUUAGCAAGCAACUCUCAGAAGAGUAUGAACGGAUCGUCAAUCCCGAGAAGGCCACAGAGGACACGAAGCCUGUCAAGAUCAAGGAGGAACCUGUGAGCGACAUCACCUUUCCUGUCAGCGAGGACCUGGAGGCCGACCUUGCUGCUGGGGACCAGUCACUGCCCAUGGGAGUGCUGGGGGCUCAGAGCGAGCGCUUCCCCUCCAACUUGGAGGUCGAGGCCUCACCACAGGCUUCCAGUACAGAGGUAAAUGCUUCUCCUCUUUGGAAUUUGGCCCAUGUGAAAAUGGAGCCUCAAGAGAGUGAAGAGGGCAAUGUCUCUGGGCACGGCGUGCUGGGCAGUGACGUCUUCGAGGAGCCCAUGUCAGGCAUGAGUGAAGCAGGAAUCCCCCAGAGCCCUGAUGACUCAGACAGCAGCUAUGGCUCCCACUCCACAGAUAGCCUCAUAGGCUCCUCCCCUGUGUUCAACCAGCGCUGCAAGAAGCGGAUGAGGAAAAUAUGAAAGGAAAAGGGGAAGUUCUGCCUAGCACCAGAAACCCAACAAAACCUUGGUGUAUUUAAA